Messenger RNA from Zychaea mexicana, 369 nucleotides. RefSeq lists its product as uncharacterized. Gene Ontology annotation, molecular function: protein binding. Gene Ontology annotation, cellular component: cytoplasm. Lineage: Eukaryota; Fungi; Mucoromycota; Mucoromycetes; Mucorales; Lichtheimiaceae. The transcript has 4 exons. The record is from RefSeq and is a predicted model, not a curated record. Bases 1 to 369 code for a protein of 122 amino acids.
AUGACAUCAACCAUAUCUUGGCCACUCGUAGUAUGGCACAAUUUCAGCAAUCCAAUCACGACAUGCUUGACAUCAAGCUACCCUCAUGUUUUUGCCGGUCAAAAAGAUGGACACAUUUGGGUUUAUACCAUGCAUAACGAUCUUUUAAAACACAAGCUUUUACUUGUUGGUCACAAGACACCUAUUGCUGCACUAUGUGUUAUUACUGCAGAAACUAAAACGGACAAUGAUAUUCUUAUAAGCGCGUCUGAAGACGGUGAAGUUGCACGAUGGAAUAUCGCGGAUGGCCGUUGUCUUGGCGUCAAUGCAAAGGGGUUUCUCGGUGUACCACGGCAACUAAAGAUCUUUAGCCAGUGGGCAGUCGAAUGA